AUGUAUCAUUCUAGUAGCACCAUGAACAAGAUCCUCUCAAUCGCUUCUCUCCUAGCUGCCCUGUUGGUACGUAAUGUUUCCGCCCAGCAGCCCGAGCUUCUUCAGAAUGCAUUUGAUGCAAUUGACGGAAAGGGGGUUCCUGUUGCAGGUGGCUGGAAUAAUAAAUUGAUAGGUGGCGACAAUGUGGGACAAUACUUUCUUUUUCUUCCAGAACAUUGGCUAGCGGUCUUUGGCUCCUUUCCUGAAGCAAGCGAAUUGUCUGGAGCAACCUAUGAAGUGCGAUGGCAACGAAACGGUCAAACCAUGGGGGGAGCAACUGUGAGGGUUUGGAAGUCGCAGGAGAGCCGUCCAGAAAUUGGUAUUCCUGUAGGGUUUGAGCAUGGAAGGUUUGAUCCUUUUGGAGAAUCUGCCAAAGGGCAGUGGCAAACUGGUGAUGUCAUUUACCCUCUCGUUGGAGCCGAAAAUGAUGGUGGUGGAAACACAGGUGGCGAUCCUCACUUCACUACCUGGAGCAAUGAGCACUACGAGUACCAUGGACAGUGUGAUCUCACCUUGGUCAAGGAUGCCGAUUUUAUCGAAGGCAAGGGAUUGGACAUUCAAAUCCGUACCAAGGUCGUUCGCUUCUGGUCCUAUAUCAAGUCCGUUGCCAUCAAGAUUGGAGACGACAUUCUUGAGAUCGAAGGCUCCCCUAAUGCCGAUGAUGCUGAAGCUCACUACUGGAUCAACUACGAGUAUCAAGGCGACCUUGACACUUUCGCAGGCUUCCCUGUGACUCAGGAACUUCCCUCUGUUUACAAGCGUCAUUACAUCAUCAAGGUGAACGAGAGUACUUCCAUUGUUGUCCAACUUUACAAGGAGUUCGUCCGUGUCAAGUUCAACGGUGACCAAUCCGUCUUUGGAAACACUAUCGGUCUUCUUGGAAACUACAAGACCGGACAGCUUCUUGCCCGCGAUGGAUCCACCGUCAUGGAUGACUUUGCUGAGUUUGGAGACGAAUGGCAAGUCCUUCCUUCCGAGCCAAGGCUCUUCCACGAAGUUUCCGAACCUCAAUUCCCUGAGCUGUGCAUCAAGCCGGAAGAUCCCCGCGGAGAACGCAAGCGUCGCUUGGCCGAGUCGUCGAUCUCCAUUGAAGCCGCUGAAGCCGCCUGUGGAUCUGCUUUGACUGACCCUCUUACCAUCAAGGACUGCGUCUAUGACAUCUUGGCCACUCAAGACCUGGAUAUGGUCGGUGCAUUCUAA
This is a messenger RNA of Cylindrotheca closterium, 1239 nucleotides long. NCBI's taxonomy places the organism in Eukaryota, Bacillariophyta, Bacillariophyceae, Bacillariales, Bacillariaceae. The record is from the annotation of a GenBank genome assembly.